AAAACAUUAAAAACGUUUCCUUUUCCUUUAAAAAAAAUACAAACAACAAUUUUUGAAAAAAAAGAAAAACGUAACGAAAAGAAAAUUUUAACGACGCACAGAUAACGAAAGAAAAAAAUUAAACGUAACACACGGAUAAUUAAAGAAACCGAAAAAAUAAGAAAAACAGUGUAAACAAGAAUUGAAAGAAAAUAACUCAAAAGAGAGUUAAAAGAAAAAGUGUUUGAAAAUAUAACAACAGUCUUGCUAAAACAGUUAAAGUGUAAAGAUCGUAUUAAACGAAACAAAUUUAAACCAAAAAAAAAAAGCAAAACAUCACAAACUCAAGGAUUAUAAUUUCAACAAACACUUGGAUUACAAUUUAUUUAAAUUACCUAAAACACAACGAAUUUAAAUAUGCAUUUGCCUGCUGGUCCCACCAUGGUUGCUACUCCCGCCCAAGCCAUGCCUACCAACAACAACAAUAAUAACAACACAAACUCCGCCAGCUCGACUGGUUCCUCUACCCCUGACAACACUUCGAAUGCCGCCAAAAUGCCCAACUCCAUGACCGACAUGUUUGCCAGUCUCCACGAAAUGUUGCAAGAAUAUCACGGUGAAUUGGCCCAAACUGGCUCACCCUCCAUCUUGUGCAGUGCUCUGCCCAAUCACUGGCGUUCCAACAAAUCAUUGCCCGGCGCCUUCAAAGUCAUUGCUUUGGAUGAUGUGCCCGAUGGCACUUUGGUCACCAUCAAGUGCGGCAAUGAUGAAAACUACUGCGGAGAAUUGCGCAACAGCACCGCCAUCAUGAAGAAUCAAGUGGCCAAAUUCAAUGAUUUACGUUUUGUGGGCCGUUCGGGUCGUGGCAAAUCCUUCACCCUGACCAUUACCAUUGCCACCUAUCCAGUGCAGAUUGCAUCCUACAGCAAAGCUAUUAAAGUGACCGUUGAUGGUCCUCGGGAGCCAAGAAGUAAGCAAAGCUAUGGUUAUCCACAUCCAGGAGCAUUCAAUCCAUUCAUGUUAAAUCCUGCUUGGUUAGAUGCUGCCUACAUGACCUACGGUUAUGCUGAUUACUUCCGCCAUCAAGCUACUGCCGCAGCUGUCCAUCAUCCUGCUUUGGCCAAGACUUCACCUUUGCCAAAUGGCCAAACUGUAGUGCCACCAACAUCUGCUGCUGCCUCACCCAAUGAUUAUCAUCAUCCCAGUCAAAUUACACCACCACCAGCUGGUGCUCCUGCCGUAUCAGCAGCCAGUAUGAUUCCAUCGCCUCCUGGUUCCAACUACAGCAUGCCACAGUUCCCAUUCAAUCCUGUGGCUGCUGCCGCCGCCGCUGCUGCUGCCCAGGCUCAUCCUGAUUUGUUGCAUCCUCAUCAAAAGGCUGCUCAUCCUCAUGCCUUCCAUCCCUACAACUUGGCCGGUUUAAGAGCUCGCCCCAAUCACAUGCACAACACCUCUUUGGGCUCCCACUCAUCCACCGAACACAUCAGCCCUGCUCACAUUAGCCCUGCUUCCUCCAGACCUUCGUCAUCCUCACCCACUCAUGCUGCUUUAAACAACAAGUUCAACACCUCCGUAGAAACCAGCUCUCUACAUGAACAAUCUGCUUCAGAUGCUGACUCGGAUGAUGAGCAAAUCGAUGUGGUCAAGUCCGCCUUUGUACCCAUAUUGCGUCCUCAAAUACCCAGCCUUAAUGGCUCCCUCGAGGAUCUGGAUAAAUCCAUCGAUUCAACACGCUCCUCACCCAUCCACAAUAUGGCAUUGCCUGCUCGCAACAGAUGCGACCUUAAGGCUCCCUCCUCCCUGAAGCCCUAUUUCCAUGAAACAACAUCACAACAUUCACGCCACUCCUCACCCGAAACCACCCUGCCAGCUGCUACCAAACUAAAGAGUGCCACCAACAGCCAGAAAACCGUGUGGCGCCCAUACUGAGAAGUUAAUCAGGCGCAAGAUGUCGUCAUUGCUUAUCUUCUCUUAUGGCUUGCCAAGGAAUUGGCAUGGAAACGUAUUCUAAUGGCCAACGAAAGCGACAGCGCUAACGGUCUCUAAACAACAGCUAUCUAACUGAUGGAUUCAGUUUUCCCGAAAGCGCUGGCACAGCAAUCGAGGUAUAUUGUAUGUAGCAAACAACGAAAUUAUUUGUGCUUGUAUGUUUGUUGAAAACAUAAAAGCCGACGGCAAAACAACAGCAGCACAAAUAUUUUUCCUUUUGCACUGAAACAAAAUAUUACCGCCUAAAACAAGAGGAUUUCAAACCAACAAAAAAACCUCUUCAAAAAAUGUGAUAAAACAACCAAAGGAGUAGCAGCUCUUCCUCCUACAACAACUAAAACCCCCCGCCACACCAAAAAAAUGCUUGUGAUAUAGUGAUAAGUUUAAAAAUUAAUUAACCGCCCGCCCGGCUCUCAACAGACCCCCAGGAUUAUUGCUAUGGUCUUUUUCUACAAAUCAAAUAACAAAAAAAAAUUCUCCCCAACUUAAGGAUUCCGGCGAAUUUUUAUGCUCGACUCAUAAAAUCGUACGCAGAGUUCGUUUUCAUUGUCGAUGCAAUAGUCCUACGAUUUCCAUCAAACAAAUUAUCAUUUCCUCGUUGAUUAGUAUUAGAAAGUAACAAAAACCAACUCAAAUUUUAUUAUUUUUUCAAAUGUAAGAUGCAAUUUGACGAUUUUAUUUAGUUAAAAAAUUGUUUAAUGUAUUUGCUCAAACAAGGGAAGUUUCCUUUUAUUUUAUUAUUAUAAUUUUGUAAAUACUCUAUCUUAUUAUUAUUAUUAUUAGCAGUUAAGUUUAAAACAAAUUACGA
Messenger RNA from Calliphora vicina (urban bluebottle blowfly), 2776 nucleotides. It is a transcript of the gene run, whose product is annotated as segmentation protein runt. Gene Ontology annotation, molecular function: RNA polymerase II cis-regulatory region sequence-specific DNA binding; DNA-binding transcription factor activity, RNA polymerase II-specific; ATP binding. The coding region runs from base 397 to 1908 and encodes 503 amino acids. Gene Ontology annotation, biological process: regulation of DNA-templated transcription. The record is from RefSeq and is a predicted model, not a curated record. Gene Ontology annotation, cellular component: nucleus. NCBI's taxonomy places the organism in Eukaryota, Metazoa, Arthropoda, Insecta, Diptera, Calliphoridae. The transcript is spliced from 2 exons.